Messenger RNA from Carcharodon carcharias (great white shark), 2658 nucleotides. Its product is annotated as M-phase specific PLK1 interacting protein. The transcript has a single exon. Gene Ontology annotation, cellular component: midbody; centrosome; nucleus. Bases 205 to 777 code for a protein of 190 amino acids. The record is from RefSeq and is a predicted model, not a curated record. NCBI's taxonomy places the organism in Eukaryota, Metazoa, Chordata, Chondrichthyes, Lamniformes, Lamnidae.
UGAGCGGAAAUGAGGGAGGGCCGGAAAUCGGGGGGGAGGGAAGGAAUAGCCAGUGGCGCACGAUUCGAGAAGCUUCGACUGGAGUAGGCCGCAGGAUAGAGGCGCGGAGAUUUGAGGAGUGAACCGCCAGAGCGAAGGAGGCGCUGGAUGCGGAGCCCGCUCUCCGGCCCUUUGUUUUUAAUAACAGUUCCAGUGGAGGUUUAAAUGUUCCGCCCGAAUUUCCGUCCGUCGCAGCCGGGGUUCCGGAGCCCGCCGCCGCCCCCAGGCCCAGGCCCGUUCCCCGGGGUGGGGCAGGCCGGCGGCAUGUACCCCUGGGGCAGCUCGGCCACCCCGCCUUACGGAGGCCGGCACCGGCGUUACAGCAAAUCCCCCCAGCAACAGCAGCAGCAGCAACAGCCAGGUCCGGGCUCGGGGCCUUUCCAGCACCGUUACAACAGCCCGUCUCCCGGGCAGCAGCAGCAGCAGCAGGGCUUCAGCCCCCGGCACCGGGGCCGCUACUCCUCACCCCCCUUCCAGCACUCGCUCUCCCCCGGCCCUCAGCAACACUCCCCGAGCCCGGCCCACCGCAAAUACCAGGGCUCGCCCAGGACAUCCACCCCGUUCAGCGGCGGAGGCGGUGAGAGGAGAUCCCCGGCGCCGGUGGAACAUUACUACAAACCCUCCAUGCUGCAGGACCCAUGGGCUAACCUGGAGCCGGUCUGUGUCUCUGACAUUAACCAACAGUACAGCAACCUGCAGACCCCUAGCACUGGCAAAGGAGGGAGAUAUUUCAGUUAACAGCAAAAAAAAACUUUCAACAUUAUCCUUUUUUUUUGUGUAUCUGCCAAAGGUAGAAUAGCUCCCUCAACAUUGUUGAAGAACUGUUGUGGUUCCCACUGUCAUUGCUUUCCAGAGACAGUUGUGUUUUUUAUUUAACAAAAGUUUUGAUUACAAUUAUUUUGCAGGAUCGACUUUUUAAAAAUGAGACCUAUUUUUUUACCCACGCACCAGUUUUCCUUUUCUUUUGGCAACACAAUGGGCUUGUUGGAUGUUACCCAGGAGAGUACUAACUACUUCAGAAUUAGGAAGUGCCUGCUCAGAAGAACUCUUAAAAUGUUCUUUAAAAUCACCAGCCAGUGAACAGUGACUAAUUAUUUUACAGGUGUCCACCACUCCUAUGCAUUAAUGAACAGGUUAGACAGCAUGUCGUCUGAUUUUUACUGUAAGCCAUUGAAAUGGUAAUUUUUUAAAAAUUUUGUCAACUUUUUUAGAUUGAAGAUAACUCCAGUGUUUAAUUUUGUAAAAUCCAUGUUUCUAGUUUGUGUGUGUGUGUGUUAGUAUAAAUGAAAGUGAUUCAUGUCUGGUUUAAUAAUGAGAUGGCAAUUCUUGGGUAUGUGCAGUAAAGGUAUGCAAUGUGCUGGUGUUCCUCCUGUUUUCAGUAUUUUUGUUUUUGAAUAUUUUUUUCAGAAGUGUGCAAAAGUACAAUUUGAGCAAAUGUGCAUUCAAUUUGAAAACUUGUGUUCUGGUAAUAAUGGUGGGGAAUAUGGAUUGUCUUUGUACUGUAAUUAUUGCAAAACAUGGUAUUUGGUAGAUUAUAAACCUACCAGCAUACAUGGGGGAGAAUUUUAUAGGGUAAAUGGAGAGAGAGAGAGAGAGAUUUCUCUCAAUGACUGAUAGCUCUGGUUGUCUCUUACCUUGGUAUUUAUCAUAAAAUAAAGUUUGCUUGAUUUGUUUUUUUUAAAUCUUAUUAUAGAAGAAAGCUGUUUUUCACUCCCUUCAACUCUCCGUGGAUAGAUGUGUAUUCUAUUAAUUCUGCUUGCAAGUAACCAGGGUUUUAACAGCUACCUUCUUGGAUUAUGGAGAAACAGAUAUACUAAUUUUGUGUUUCCAUUCCAUGGGUACUGAAAGCCAUCUCUACCUAACCCAGGUGGUCAUUACUCUGUAAACCUAGAUGCUGAGUUUUGCCAAGCUGUCUCAGUUCAGCACAGCUAAACCCAGUGGCUCUUUCAGUUGGUGUGCACAUACAUUAUGCAUUUUCUGACAUGAUUGGAUGGGAGAUUGGUAAUAGUAACUCCAUUCUCACCCACCCCAAAAAUCAGUGCAAAUAGCACCCGCAAAAAGAGAGGGUGAAUGACCGCAGAUCAGAGCUCAAACUUCAGAUUGUGCUCUCUGUGGCUCACUACAACACCAAGCAGGGCAUAACCUUUUCAGUUUAACAUGAAAAUCUAGGAGGUAGCAUGUUUACUGGCCAUUGGGGGGGUGGUUUAGUAAGUUUGGACAAGGCCAUUAUGGUAAUACAUGUAUGUGAACUGUUGGAAUAAGAGAUGAUAGAUUCAAUAUCUAUUUGUAAACAUUGGACUAUGUAUUUUAUCUUGCCACAUUUCAGCUGUCAUAAACAGAGACCAUCACUGUCAUGUUUUGGGAGAGGGUGGAAUAAGUAUAUAGAAAUAAAAGCAUAUUUGGAUUAUACAGGUAUACUCUCCAGCUUCAGAACAUAUUGGAGCUGCAACCUUAAAAUCAGGAUGUGUUUCUAAACAUUGUUUCUGUAAGAUUAAAGUUUGAACAAAACCUAUAAAAUAAUACUUUCAAAUACUGUGCAGCAAUAUUCCUAUCCUGAUCAAACAGUACGUCCUUUAAGUUAUUUGUCACAGGAUUCUCUAUAUUAUAAUAUAAAAACAA